AUGGAUCCGCACAAUCAAUCUUCGGCCAGUCACCCGCAAGGGUCGCGCACCCAGAAUGCAGUCUACGACACAACACACGGUGGACAUUAUGGCGCCAGCGCAGCACUUGCUAGCUCGGGCUUCGCUCCCGCCGAGCUUUACACCGGACCAUGGGCCAAUGUACACCAGGGAUUACAUGGGCAGUACAAGGAUAUUCUGACCACAUACUGGCAGCAAACUAUCAACCACCUUGAGUCAGACACGCACGACUACAAGCUUCACCAACUCCCACUGGCACGCAUCAAGAAGGUGAUGAAGGCAGACCCCGAAGUCAAGAUGAUCUCCGCCGAGGCGCCCAUCCUGUUCGCCAAGGGCUGUGACAUCUUCAUCACCGAGCUGACGAUGCGCGCCUGGAUCCAUGCCGAGGAGAACAAGCGGCGCACUCUGCAGCGAUCCGAUAUUGCCAGUGCCCUUGCCAAGAGCGACAUGUUUGAUUUCCUCAUUGAUAUUGUGCCGCGCGAGGAAGCCAGCCAUGCGAAGCGUGCCAACCCUGCACAAGCCCAGGCCUCACAGGGAGGUGCUGCCGUACCGGGCGGCGCACAACCCAACCUGGGCCCGGGCGGCCAGCACAACAUGCCGCCGCCGCCGAAUCACAUGGCAACGGGUUACGACAUGAGUGGGCAUCCCAUGGGUGUACCUGACCAGGACUAUCGCAACCCGCCACCUAUCUACAACCAGGCUCAACCUGGCCAACAGCCGUAUGGUCAGGCCCCUGGUAUAUACGGCGAGAUGAAUGAGAUGUACACGUACCCAGGAAUGCAGCCGCCGCAGUAG
Molecule: messenger RNA, 813 nt
Organism: Pestalotiopsis fici W106-1
Lineage: Eukaryota; Fungi; Ascomycota; Sordariomycetes; Amphisphaeriales; Sporocadaceae
Exons: 3
Coding region: 1-813 (270 amino acids)
Biological process (GO): regulation of DNA-templated transcription
Cellular component (GO): CCAAT-binding factor complex; nucleus
Molecular function (GO): DNA binding; protein heterodimerization activity; DNA-binding transcription activator activity, RNA polymerase II-specific
Source: RefSeq, a predicted model, not a curated record